CGAGCGCUCGUGGGCACGAGUUUCCUCGUUUUGCGCACAUUCACAUUAGAAUUUCUUACGUUACAAUUGUUUAGUCGCAGCUAUGAAGUUGAACAUUGCCUACCCAGCCACUGGCUGCCAGAAGCUCCUGAAGAUAGAUGACGAAAAGAUCUUGUCUGUGUUCUACGACAAGAGGAUCGGACAGGAAGUACCAGCUGAUAGGCUCGGAGACGAAUGGAAGGGAUAUAUCCUGAAGAUAUCCGGAGGUAAUGAUCUGCAAGGAUUCUGCAUGAUGCAGGGUGUGCUGACCAACACUCGUGUCAGGCUUUUAUUCAAGGAUGGUAUGCCUAACUACAGACUCCGACGAUCCGGUGUCCGCAAGAGGAAGUCCGUCAGAGGAUGCAUCGUAGACUCUCAGCUCAGUGUUUUGGACCUCGUUAUCAUGAGGAAGGGAGAUGGAGAAAUCCCCGGACUUACCGAUGUCACCGCACCCCGUCGUCUUGGACCCAAGAGAGUUGGAAAGAUCAGGAAAUUGUUCAACCUGAGCAAGGAGGAUGACGUUCGACAGUAUGUUGUUCACAGACCACUCCCAGAGAAGGACGGAAAGAAAGCCAGAUCCAAGGCACCCAAGAUCCAGCGACUUGUCACUCCCGCCAGAAUUCAGCGCAAGAGGAAGGUACUGGCCCUCAAGAAACAGAGGACAGAGAAGAACAAGGUCCAGGCUGCCGAAUUCGCCAAACUGAUCGCCCAGAGACUGAGGGAGAAACGACAGGCUCUCCUCUCCCGUCGCCGAUCAAGCAACAGAACCUCUACUUCAUCUGCUUAAUUUUAUUGAAUUUUGUAUUUUAAUUAUUCGAAA
Bolinopsis microptera is the source of this 838-nucleotide messenger RNA. Its product is annotated as small ribosomal subunit protein eS6-like. Lineage: Eukaryota; Metazoa; Ctenophora; Tentaculata; Lobata; Bolinopsidae. Bases 83 to 805 code for a protein of 240 amino acids. The record is from RefSeq and is a predicted model, not a curated record. The transcript has 6 exons. Gene Ontology annotation, biological process: translation. Gene Ontology annotation, cellular component: ribosome. Gene Ontology annotation, molecular function: structural constituent of ribosome.